Messenger RNA from Sus scrofa (pig), 1564 nucleotides. It is a transcript of the gene LBX2, whose product is annotated as ladybird homeobox 2. The record is from RefSeq and is a predicted model, not a curated record. Gene Ontology annotation, cellular component: nucleus. Gene Ontology annotation, molecular function: sequence-specific double-stranded DNA binding; DNA-binding transcription factor activity, RNA polymerase II-specific. Gene Ontology annotation, biological process: regulation of transcription by RNA polymerase II. NCBI's taxonomy places the organism in Eukaryota, Metazoa, Chordata, Mammalia, Artiodactyla, Suidae.
GGCCAGCGGCGGCACCGCCACAGCCCCGCUGGCCAUGAGCUCGGGAUCCGAGCCCGGGACACCCCGGACACCCUUCAGCAUCGCAGACAUCCUAGGCUCGCGCCUGGUUCCCCGAGGACCCUCUGCGUCGCAGCUUCCAGAGUCGAGCCCAGGUCCCAGGUCGCCGCUGUGCGCGCUGGAGGAGCUGACUAGUAAAACUUUCCGCGGACUUGACGGGCACGCGCCGCAGCCCUCUGAAGGCCGCGCGGCCCCGGGAGCGCUGGGCCCAGGCCCGGCCGGCCGCAGACGGCGAAAGUCACGCACGGCGUUCACCGCGCAGCAGGUGCUGGAGCUGGAGCGGCGCUUCGUCUUCCAGAAGUACCUGGCGCCGUCCGAGCGCGACGGGUUGGCGGCGAGGCUGGGCUUGGCCAACGCGCAGGUCGUCACGUGGUUCCAGAACCGGCGCGCCAAGCUCAAGCGCGACGUGGAGGAGAUGCGCGCCGACGUGGCCUCGCUGCGCGCGCUGUCCCCCGAAAUCCAGUGCCGCCUCGCGCUGCCGGAGGGCGCUCCAGGCCUCGGCCCUGGCCUCGCCCGGCCGGACGCUGGGCCCCAUCUGUCAGACGAGGAGAUACAGGUGGACGACUGAAGGCAAAGCCGCCGCCAGCGCUCUGGGGCGCGGGACUCCUCGCCUCCGCGUCCUGUCCGGCUCCUGGGUGGAGGGAGGGUAUCUAACUGGUCCCCUUCCGGCUCACAGUCCAGACACCCACCUUUUCCAGUUAUUGAGAAUAAAGUCAAGACUCUGCCUCAGCACGCCUCAAUCCUAACCCAAAGCAGUAAGAGCAAAAUCUGCUGAUUAUUGUGAAGAUUCUGUGUUUAGCACUAUGUCGAGCGCUUUAAAUGCGGUAUUUCCUUUAACUCUCAUAGCAACCCUAUAAGGUAGGUGAUAUAAUUAGGCCCAUUAUACAAAGAGGAACCUCUAGGUCAGGGUUUGGACCCAGGCAUCCAGCCAGCCUUCAAAGCUGGUGCUUGUCAGCUUUUUUCUCCGGAGACUCCGGGGUGAGGGGGAAGGACAUGGGACUUCCAUAGCUGCGGGUGCCAACCCCUGCUUUCCUGGCCACCUUCUUUCCAGGACUCUUCACCCCCACCCCGCCUUUGAUCAGCUGCUGCCUGGGAGACCUUGUGCCUAACUAACUGACUGGCCCCAGAGUGACAACGUCCUGCUUUUCUUUUUCCCCACCCUGGGGUCAUUUGUUAAUUGGGUCCUGACCAUUCUCCUUGCCCUCAUGGAAGGAAUCCUACCCUGAGACACAGGCAAAGUGAUGAGUGCUGGGAGAGGGGUGGGACCCCUGCUUCUGGGACCUCCACCCCACUCCAUGCUGGGACAGAGAAUGUUCCCACCAGGAUGGAGGUGGUGGCAGGAGGGUGGGAAAGCCUGGCUUGUCCACUGGGGCAGAGCUUCGAGAGUGCUGUUUGCAGGGUAGAGAGAGUGCAGCCCACCGCCUCCUGCAGACAUUUCUGGGAUAAAUUUCUUCCUUCCUUCCUUCUUUCCUCCCUUUCUUUCUUUCUCUCUCUCUUUCUUUCCUUU